UCCAAACGAUCCCCAUCAAUCAAAUCCACCACCCACUCUCUCAUCUCAAAUCAUUUUCCCCAUCUACAACCACCUUCUUAUACUACAGCAGCCAAAAUGCCACCCUCACAACCCCUAACCCUCAUCGUCGCCACGACCCCAAUCCGCACAAGCGAAAACCUCCCCACCCGCCUCGGCAUCGGCCUGCACGGCACCCUCCCCUGGCCGCGCAUAAAAGCAGACAUGGCGUUCUUCGCGCGCGCGACAUCGCGGCCCCCUCGCCCCGGAACCACCAACGCGAUUGUCAUGGGCCGCAAGACCUAUGACUCGCUGCCUCAACACCUCCGCCCGCUCGCGAAGCGCAUCAAUGUCGUGAUUACGAGGGAUGCAACUGGUUCUGUUCGGGAACGGAUAAUGAGGGAGUUGGAGGCGAAGAGGGCGAAGGCUGUUGCUGUUGCUGCUGCUGAGCAGGCGCAAGCUCAGGCUCAGAAACAAGAGCAGGCGCAGACAGAUGCUCUCGUGAGUACCGGCCUUGAGGACGCGCUUGCGAGUUUGGAGGGUGGUUACGGGGCGGAGGGGAAAUUGGGGAAUGUAUUUGUGAUUGGUGGGGCGGAGAUAUACGCUUCUGUGUUGCGCAUGAGCGAGACACAACCGGUGAGGAUUGUGAUGACGAAUGUGGAGAGGGUGGAUGGGACGGAGUUUGAGUGUGAUACUUUCUUCCCGGUAGAUGAGGAGCUUUCGACUGGGGAGAAGUGGAGGAUGGCGAGUGAGGAGGAGGUGUCCGGGUGGGUGGGCGAGCAGGUCUCGUCGAAAUGGAGGGAGGAGGGCGAUGUGCGGAUUCAGAUGGUGGGUUACGAACGGAUAUUGUAGUGACAGGGGUCGCAGGUUGAGCGCUUGGCAAUCUCAUAUACAUAUGUCAAUAUUGAUCUCCGUAUAUACUGUAACAUGCCGUCAUGAUGUAUGUCCGCUG
Aspergillus novofumigatus IBT 16806 is the source of this 949-nucleotide messenger RNA. Its product is annotated as dihydrofolate reductase. NCBI's taxonomy places the organism in Eukaryota, Fungi, Ascomycota, Eurotiomycetes, Eurotiales, Aspergillaceae. The coding region runs from base 97 to 849 and encodes 250 amino acids. Gene Ontology annotation, biological process: tetrahydrofolate biosynthetic process; folic acid metabolic process; glycine biosynthetic process. The transcript has a single exon. Gene Ontology annotation, cellular component: mitochondrion. Gene Ontology annotation, molecular function: NADP binding; dihydrofolate reductase activity. The record is from RefSeq and is a predicted model, not a curated record.